Messenger RNA from Trichomycterus rosablanca, 9899 nucleotides. RefSeq names its product otogelin (gene otog). The record is from RefSeq and is a predicted model, not a curated record. Gene Ontology annotation, biological process: L-arabinose metabolic process. Bases 8 to 9331 code for a protein of 3107 amino acids. Gene Ontology annotation, molecular function: protein binding; alpha-L-arabinofuranosidase activity. Gene Ontology annotation, cellular component: extracellular matrix. Lineage: Eukaryota; Metazoa; Chordata; Actinopteri; Siluriformes; Trichomycteridae. The transcript is spliced from 55 exons.
CAGAAUAAUGCUGGAGAAAUGGAAGCCCCCUUCACUAGCGGAACAGUUUAGCAACAUAACUUCAGAGCCAAGAAAAGCAGAUACAACAGGUGCCCACAGAAACAGAGGUAUAAACACUUGCUUAUCACCUUGCCUAAAUGGGGGUCAGUGUCUCUAUCCAGACACCUGCAACUGCUCCCUCUAUCAUGCCACUGGAUCACGCUGUCAAACAGUUCCCAAUAAAGGUUCGGAGAGAGAGAUGACAUGUCGGUCAUGGGGGCAGUACAAUUAUGAGACCUUUGAUGGACUUUACUACUACUUCCCUGGAAAGUGCAGCUACACACUCCUGAGAGACUGCGAGGACAGCACACAGUCAAGUGUGUCCAUACAGGUCCAAAAUGAUCCAGAUUGCAGUUUAAAUGCAUACUCCUGCACUCGCUCAGUAAGCCUCUUCUUGCCAUGGGAGGGUGAAAUUAGGUUGCAAAACUUCAAUGCCAGCUUUAAAGGUCAAAGUCUUCAGCUGCCCCAUAAUAUCCAUGAUAUUGAGCUAGAGCGGAUCUCCGACUACAUCCUGGUAUCACAGCAACAGAGGUUCACACUGGCAUGGCAGGGCCUCAGUGGUUCCAUCUACAUUAAGAUGAGCCCAGAGUUUGUAGGGCGCACUUGCGGACUGUGUGGUAACUUCAACGCAGACGUUCAGGAUGACCUAAAGACCAGCUAUGGUGUGUUUACAGAUGAUAUUGCUAUGUUUGGAAACAGCUGGAUUGUGGAGCAGCCGCAGAAGCCCUGUUCAAUACUUCCAUCUCUAUUCCAAUCACCCUGCUUUGCACUUGACCUCCAGAUUAUACAGAAAGUGGAGGAGGUCUGUGCAUCUUUACUAAAGGAGCCAUUUCAAUCCUGCCAUGAAUUUGUCAGUCCAUAUUCAUUCAUGGCCAGCUGCUCCAAUGACCUCUGCCUGUCUGAUCCCAGUGAUGAUGUGGUUUGCCAGGUGUUUACGGAAUAUGCAAGAGCCUGUGCUCAAUCUGGACACUCAUUACAAGACUGGAGAGCACAUUUUCCUGCAUGUGGUGUUUACUGUCCUGCAGAGCUACAUCACAGAGAGUGCAUCACAUGUUGUCCCAUGCAAUGUAACACUGAAUACGUGUGCAUCGACAGCAAGCUGCAGUGCCUGGAUGGCUGCUACUGUCCAGAUGACCUAAUAUAUGAGGAUGGGAUGUGUGUAAAGCCGUCAGACUGUCCAUGUGAACACCACGGAAUGCUCUACCCCUCAGGACACACCAUAGAAGAAGAGUGCAACAAUUGCACAUGUGUUGGGGGUGUGUGGAACUGCACAGAGCACAGCUGUCCAGGGGAGUGCUCAGUUACAGGAGAUAUGUACCUUCAGUCUUUUGAUGGCAGAAUUUACACCUUCCCAGCUACUUGCCAGUAUGUUUUAGCCAAAAGUCGCAACUCAGGCGAGUUUAUCGUGACGAUCCAAAAUGCUCCAUGUGGACCUAAUCUUGACGGGGCUUGUAUUCAGUCAGUGAGCCUUGUCCUUAAUGAGGACUCCCGCACCGAAGUGACGCUUAGCAACAGUGGAGAGGUGUUCAUGGCCGGCCAAUUCCGUAUAUUUCUGCCAUAUUCUGAUGACGUUUUUCAAAUCCAGGAGCUUUCGUCCAUGUUCAUUCAAGUAAAAACAGCAAAGGGGUUGCGCCUACAGUACAACUGGAAAGAAUUCCGCCUGUACCUGCAGCUUGGUGAGCUGUGGAGAGACGACACAUGGGGGCUCUGUGGCACUUUUAAUGGUAACAUACAGGAUGACUUUCUUGCACCCUCGGGCAUGAUUGAGAGCACUCCAUAUUUGUUCGGAAACUCCUGGCGAGUGUCAUCAGCCUGUGCUCCGCGGCCCAGUUUGUCUCAGCUUGAUCCUUGUGAUACUCAUCAGCAAGCAGCUUCUUAUGCCGUGACAAAGUGUGAGGUACUGAUGCAGGAGACGUUCAGCGUUUGCCAUGAACACGUGAGUCCCGUGGCCUUCUAUCUGCAGUGCCGCGCUGAUGUGUGCAGGUGUGGAACGCCGUGUCUCUGUUCGGCCCUUGCUCACUAUGCUCGCGCCUGUAGGAAACACAGCGUCAUCAUCGAAUUUCGCUCACACAUGCCCGAGUGCGCUGUGGCAUGUCCACCAACAAUGGAAUAUGGUAUAUGCGUAUCAUCAUGUGAACGCCACUGCCUGUAUCUGUCAAAGCCACAGUCAUGCGGAGAGGAGUGUGAAGAGGGGUGUGUGUGUCCUGAAGGAACGUACUACAGUACGCACACACACACUUGUGUACAAAGAAGCGAAUGCCCAUGUUUUUUUCAGGGAGCGGAUUUUUCUCCUGGUGAUGUGAUCAUGACAUCUUCAGAUAUACAAAUUUGUCAAGACGGGAAAAUCGUCUCACAAAGUAUUAUUACUGAUAAGUUGUGCCCCCCAGGUCAAGUAUAUGAGGACUGUGGAAUGAGGGGGAAUGGGCUAUUGGCCAGUAAAGGUUUGGCCUGUGUCCACACAUGUGAAUCGUACCUGCUCAACCUUACCUGCUCCAGCCAUGAGCCCUGUGUACCUGGCUGUAUCUGCCCCCCAGGGCUUUUACGGCAUAGCGAUGAGUGUUUUGAGCCUGGUGCCUGUCCAUGUUCAUGGAAGGGUAAAGAGUAUUACCCCGGAGAAAAAGUGUCUUCACCUUGCCAUCUUUGUGUGUGUCAACAUGGCUCAUUCCAGUGUGAGUUCCAUCCAUGUGCAUCUAUGUGCACCAUCUAUGGAGAUCGACACUACCGUACGUUUGACGGACUGCUCUUUGAUUACAUUGGAGAUUGCAAAGUGUUCCUGCUAAAGAGCUCAGCUGAUGUAACGAUGAGUGUGAGAGCAAAGAAUGUAGACUGCUUCGAAAGUGGUGUGAUCUGUAGGAAAACUCUCCUUAUCUCUAUUGGACAGUCCUUCAUAGCUUUUGAUGAUGAAAGUGGCAAACCUAAUCCAGUCAGCACUAUUGACAGACAGAACGUAUUCAUUUGGAGCGCUGGCUAUUUAACCAUCAUCCACUUAAUACAGUAUGAGAUCUCAGUGUUCUGGGACAGAAAAACCACCAUCCACAUACAAGCUGGACCCCGCUGGCAGGGGAAACUUUCUGGCCUGUGUGGGAACUUUGAUUUGAAGACAGCGAAUGAAAUGAGAACGCCUGAUAACAUGGAGUCAUCUACACCACAAGAGUUUGGUAACAGCUGGAUUGCAACUGAGUGUGUGAACAAUCCUGAUAUUAGGCAUCCAUGCAUUUUAAAUCCACUGCGUGAACCUUUCGCCAAGAGGAGAUGCGGGAUUUUGCUCAGUGACGUAUUCCAAGCCUGUCACCCUGUGGUGGACGUGACAUGGUUUUACACCAACUGUCUGGCGGACACAUGCAGCUGCACCCGUGGUGGUGACUGUGAAUGUCUUUGUACAAGUUUGGCAGCAUACUCUCAACACUGCUGCCAGCAGGGAAUCACCAUAGAUUGGCGUUCCCCAUCCCUCUGCCCGUAUGACUGUGAAUACUACAAUAAAGUUCUAGGUAAAGGUCCAAUGAGGCUGAUUCCUUACAAAGAGAACAGCGUAGUAUUAGCGGUGAAUCGAACAAGCGGAUUGUUGUUCUCAAAGAGGGGAGUAAUUAAUGCUGAUGGAGUUGUGACUCUAUUCAUGAUGACUCCAGGACUCAGUAAAACCCGCCCACAUGAUUCAUCACUGGUGUCAUUUGAAGCAGCAGACAGGCCAAACUAUUUCCUUAUCGCGGAGCAUACUGGCCAGUUAAAACUCUCCAAGUGGGAAGAGCGCAGGGCAUUCUGGGAUGCAGCAACAUUCAUAUUGCACAGAGACACUUGGAUCUCUGGAUUCGAUUCACUGGAAUCACUCAUGUGGCCUGGAUUCUUUCUACACUACAUGCUAUCCAAACUCCAGCUCCUGAAGUACAACCACUUGGCUCGUUACCGCAGAGCAACUCUGUUCAAACUUUCAAGUAGCACCACAGGUUCAAUGAGGACUGUGUGCCAAUGGAAGUAUGAGUCUUGUAUCAAUCCCUGUUUUCGAACUUGCAGUGAUCCAGCAGCACUGCGAUGUGUCACCAUCUUAAAGGCUGAAGGAUGUCUUCCUCAGUGUCCAGAUCACAUGGUUCUAGAUGAGAUCACUCAAAGAUGUGUCUUUCUGGAGGACUGUAUUAAGCUUCCAGUUAUACUGCCAGAACCCACCACAAGUGCUGCCACCUCAAGUGCUGCCACCUCAAGUGCUGCCGUCACCUCUCCGACAUCUCUGCCAUCAGCAGCUGUCUCUACAGGGAGAAUCCCAGCAGUAGAUGCACUCAACACUACAAUUCCUCAUACAAUGACAUCUUCUUCAGAACCUAGCAGUCCAGCUACCUCAACUGUCACCACUCAAACUUUACCACUGUUGGCCAACCCUAGCGCUUCCCCCACAAUAUCUGUGGAGCAGGGAACUGUUACAACCUCAGAUACACCUGCUUCCUUCACUAAGCAAGUGGUUAAUACUUCUAAAUCCACUGGAAUGCCCACCACUGUCUUCUCUACCACCCCUGUCACUUUAGGGACAAAGACAGCAUUUGUGUCAGCUUUGCCAACUGAAACGACCAAAACUUUACAUUCAGCAAUAACAACAUCACUAUCCACUAGCACCAGUUCAUUCGCAGCCCUUAGCACAGCUAUGCCCAUCUCUUUAGAGAAGCAACCAACUACUGAAAGCGCUCUCCCUAUUAAAUCAGUCAUUACCACUGAGGGCACAACUGAGUCCAUGUCACCAUCCAGCCGAGAGUUAAUUUUCGAUACUACGACCAUUAAACCUGCCACUCUUUUACACCCAUCUACUACUGUUGACAAAACUACACAGACCACUGCAUUUUCCACUGCCAGUACAGAGACUGAAUCCAUAGCUCCUGCAUUAGACCUAAUUACUUCUGCCACCACAGCAAAUCCUACUGUAACAGCUCCAUCGCAAACAUUUACAUCCAUUCAGCUGCACCCUACCAGUCACAGUGGCAUUAGCACACAGAAAACAACUUUAGUGCAUGGGACAGAAACCAGACAACCUUCACUGGUACACACCAGAGAGAAAGAUAUACCUACGUCCCCUACUGCGCAGAAAAUAUCAACAACAUAUUUGCCUGUUAAUCCCACAGAGACAUCAAAUAAAUUGCCAUCUGUAUCUACCUCCCGUACAGAAGAGCAAACUGUAACUUACAAAGUCAUCACAGAAAUGGUCAGCCAACCAACCAAAAUUUUAAAUGUGCCUUCAACAUUCUCUACAGCUGAGGGAGUAGAACUUACAGCAACAACAACCGCAGAGAUAGUGCCUGGCCCUAAUACGACUCACACUACUUUCUGGUCUGCUGGUGUCCUGCCAUCUCAAGCCACCUCCACCACACAGCUUGCAUUUACCCAGCCUGUACCUUCAGAACGUGCUCUAACCACCAGCAAAGCCAUAGUUACAGAAACUGUCACUAGAAGCACCCCAGUGUCCCAUAUAACUACACAAACUAUGAUUUUUCCUUCAACUACAACACACAUCACAACAUUUCCAACUGUACACAAUUUACUCACACAUACGACAAGUCGCACGUCAUUCCCACUGGUGAUCAAUAGUAGUGUGUUUACAGCUACCACAUCAGGUUCCACAGAGUCACUAUUAAGUACUUUGAAGGCAUCCUCUACCUCAGCUCACUUUACAGACAGAACCACUAUAUCUAAGACUCAGUCUCCCAGUACCUCUCCCAGUACCUCUCCAACAACUGCCAUGACUGAGUCCAAGACAACAGAGGUGGAUCAUGCUUAUACGCCAAUGCCGUCUGCUGUUACAACGAGCAAAUUAUCAUCUGCAGCAGUGUCAGAAACCCAGACAGUUUCGACUGCCACAUCCAGCACAGCUGAGCCUCAGUCAACUACAUCAACCGCAAUGAACAUGUUUACUUCACACACAACCUUCAGCUCUGUGACCAGUCAUCCCGAAACAGAGAUAACUGAUUUUCCUCCUCACACUGGCAGAUCUGAACUUUCUACUACUACGUCAACACAGCCAUCCUGGUCAUUUGUACCGUCCGGUUCUGAAAUAACUCCAUCUACAGAGAGUGUGACCAAAAAAGUCACACCUUUGAUGAUCUCUGCUUCCCCAUUAAGUACACUCAGAACUCCUGAGAUCACCACGACAACACACGCUCUUCCUCCAGCUGUAACUGAGACACCAGUGACAGUUACAGACAAGAUGCAGGUUACCACUCAACCCUGGAAUACAACAAAGACUGAUUCCCAAACUAGCUCCUCAGGUUCAUUUCCAUCUUCAACUAUUACUAACACUCAGCCACAGAAUAUGACAGAAUACAUGACUGAUAAGGGCUCCACUUUGACACCGACCAGCAAGAGAAUCGACACAUCAACCACUGAUGCAUCUCAUGUCUCUAAUGGCACGGCAGAUUUCACAUCGACCUCAUCGAGGUGGCCAUUGUUGGGUGAGCCAACAUACACAAUCUCAGAAAGAUCACCUUCACCAGACAAUUGGAAAACUGCCAGCUCUCCAUCAACCACCUUACCCUACAUAACAGAGGCAAAACACUGGGCAGUAGAGGACACUCAUACUACAGUUCUGUCCACUUCAGCAAAGGAUGAUUAUCCCAGCAAUGUCUGCACUCCACCGUAUUCUGAAGUCGUUGAUGAGUGUACUAAGCUCAUUUGUGUGAAUGGACGGAUGCUCUUGUUUAACAAGUCCCAGAGCUGCCCCUAUGCCUCUAACCCUCCAAACUGUGGCCUGCUUGGCUUUGCUGUACUGGUCAGUGGAGACAAAUGCUGCCCGAAGUGGGAUUGUCCGUGUCGCUGUUCAGUGUUUCCCGACCUAAACGUGAUCACGUUUGAUGGAAACAACGUAGCCGUCUAUAAGGCAGCAACAUAUGUAGUGGCACAGUUUCAAAACGAGACCAUUAGCAUUCUGGUACAGGACUGCCACAAUUCAGACAACAAACAUGUGUGGAACUUUACUCACUUGUGCCUGGCAGCUCUAAAUAUUACACAUGACCUUAACCACGUGGUCAUCAAUCGUUUACAGAGAAAUCUGUAUGUGAACUCCAGGUUUGCAAAGCCACGCUUUAAGAAGUAUGGUUUUGAAGUUCUAGAUACAGGGAACAUGUAUCUGAUAUGGACCCCUGCUGGCCUAAAGAUCCAGUGGUUUCACAGCACAGGCAUGCUGGUAAUUGAAAGAGAAAUGCACACCAACAAGGUUUUCACCAUGGGUUUAUGUGGCUGUUGUGAUGGAAACUCACUUAAUGAUUUUACUAUGGCAAAUGGUACUGUACUGGCUGGUAAUGAAGAUCCAGCAUUAUUUAUCGAUAGCUGGCAGGUUGGCAACACCACAAGCUAUAUCAGCCAGAGCCGAAGGAGGGAGGUGAACUGCUCUACCAGUGACUGCUCUGACUGCCUCAAAAUGCUCAACAACCUCACCUUCCAGGCCUGUCACCGUUAUGUUCCCCCUACUGCAUUUUGUGAAGUGUGGGUACGGGAUGCAGAGUAUGUAAACAACCCAUGCGUCGCACUUGCUGCAUACGUCGCCUCCUGCUACAAGUUCAACAUCUGCAUUGAGUGGAGAAACCCAAACUUCUGCCCAUUUGUGUGUCCUGAAACGCUGCAAUAUCAGGCAUGUCUGCCAGCCUGCACAGCUCCUUCAUGUCCUAAUCAAGAGUUUGAGUAUGAUGCAGAUACCUGCUCUGGCUUGACUGAGGGAUGCGUGUGUCCAGAGGGAACUCUGCUUCAUCGACCGUACUCUUCACUUUGCAUUUCACCUAACAAGUGUGCCUGUACUGAUAGUUUUGGAACACCACAUGCCUUGGGUGAGAUUUGGAAAGCAUCAGUGGAUGGUUGCUGCAUGUAUCGUUGUGAGAGCGAUGGCAUCGUGCCUGUGGAGUUCGACUGUAGUGAUGUUCCCCAGCCGAUCUGCACACGAGCAGGAGAGGUCAGCAUCAGCCUGGCUGAUGACAACAGCUGCUGCCCACAAAGAGUCUGUGUGUGUAAUCAAAGUGUAUGUGAGGCAGCUCCAUUGGAAUGUAAAUUUGGUCAGAAGUUGGUGUCAUACUUCAGACAUGACUCAUGCUGCCCAGAGUACACUUGUGAAUGUGAUUCUGACCAGUGUGUGCUGGAUGUUCCUGUGUGCCGUGAGGAUCAGAAGCUAAUUGCCACCUUUGCUGAAGGAAGUUGCUGCCUGGCACACAUUUGCAUGUGUGACGUAUGUUCAGAAGAGCUUCCUAAAUGUGAGGAAGGAGAGCUGCUGACCGUGGAUGCAAACAGUACCGAUCGUUGCUGUCCCAUUUAUCACUGCUUGUGCGAGCCUUCCCGAUGUUCAGCCAUAACAUGUCCAGUAGGAAUGGUUCCUAUCUCCACGGUGGUUCCAGGACAGUGCUGUCCAUUACAGGCAUGCGAAUGUUCAUGUGAGAAAAUUACUCGGCCUAAGUGUUCCCUGGGUGAGAGUUUGCAGUUAGACCGAGCAUUUGUGGUGGACCCUGAGAAUCACUGUGGCUGCAAACGAUAUAACUGUGUAAGAAACGCAGUGUGCCUGGAUGGAGAGAGGGGUGUGAUGAGGCCAGGACAGACUAUUAUAGAACAAAAUGCUGUGGGAGUCUGUCAUACCACGAGAUGCACACACACAUUUGACUCUGCCACUGGAUUCUACCUCAUAAAAGCAACCAGUAUUAACUGCACCUCACAAUGUCAGCCAUACCAGGUUUACGUUCCCUCUAAAGACCAGAGUUCCUGCUGUGGAGUUUGUAAGAACGUGUCCUGUGUGCAUUAUAGUGACAAUGGAUCUCUGACAUACAAGCCAGGAAAGAGCUGGGUUGAUGACUGCAUGCACUAUGACUGUGUAGACACAAAGUCUGGACCAGUGCUGGUCUCCUACCCGUAUAGCUGCCCCCCCUUCAACGAAACAGAAUGCAUGAAGAUUGGAGGCACAACAGUAACAUACAUGGAUGGAUGCUGCAAAACAUGCACCGGAUACUCAGUCUACCCCUUCCCUGUUAGCACACUGAAACCCACCAUUAGCACAAACUGUGAACGAGGCAAAGAGGAUGGAAAAUCAUGUCAGAAAGUGACAGUGCGGAUGACAAUCCGGAAAAAUGACUGCCGCAGCAACAGACCGGUAAACAUAGUGUCAUGUGAUGGCAAGUGUCCUUCAGCAAGUAUAUACAACUACAACAUCAACACGUACGCACGGUUCUGUAAGUGCUGCAGGGAGAUGGGCCUCCAGAGACGCUCUGUACAGCUUUACUGCAGCAGCAACUCCACGUGGGUGAACUACUCAAUCCAGGAACCUACAGACUGCUCCUGCCAGUGGUCAUAAAACACGUACUUGCCUCGACUGAUACCUUUACAAUACUGUACAUUCAUAUUCUCCUGAAUUUCACUGUGCGUUCUCUCACUACAACUGUCAAGUUUGGAACUUGAACAAAAAAUGUUACUCAAUAACUCAACUUGAAGAAUAAUGUUACAUAGAGCAAAAGAGUACAAACGUUCAUAGCUCAUAUCACAUAAACAUGACAUGCAUUAUUAUUUUUUACUUUAAUUAUCUUUAUUUGCAAUGUAAGGUAAAUACAUUCAGCCAUGAUUUAUAAAGCUUGUCAAUAUCAAACCUACUGAUUAUAUCUUGACUCUUAGUCAAGAUACUUAACUUAGUCGUUCCUUUGGGUUUUGUGUGAGGCAAAAGAAAAAAAACACAAUGUAUAAUAAACUAAGGAUAACCUUUUUUUAAUGUAGUAUGUGUUUUUAUGUGUGAUUUUGGAAGUAUUAAUCAAGUGUAUUUUAAAAAACUAAAUUGUAGCUGUAUUUUGCACACUUCAUUUAUUUAUUACAUUAUAAAACAAUUAAAAACGUACGUUUUGUUUAAUAAACACAUAAUUUAGAUUGUGGAA